AUGUCAACUACAAGAAUCCAGGCUGGACGUCUGGAGCGCGACCCUAGGCAGCGGUCUCCAUCGAGGACUGCCACCCCAGCAGCGCCUGCCCCUAGGUCCAGACGGAGUGAGGUCGAGGGAAACUCAGGAAGCUACACCCACUUGUCGUGGUCCUACCCCACCCGCUGCCGCCGCGUGCGCCUGGUGGUAGCCAUCGACAGCCAACCCGGCCGCGAGGGGGCGCCGCAGGGCUCGCGCACCAUGGCGUCCCGGGGCGCCUGCCUGGGCCUGCUGGCCUGGCUCCUGCUCCUGCAGCUGCAGCUCGGCGAGGCCUACGCAUCCGCCGCGCCCCUCACGUCCUCUGGGCCCACGGGCGGCGAGGUUUCGGGAGCGAGCGGUCAGGAGGGGCCUACAGGGGAGUCGGUGGCGCACACAGACGCCGCGUCCAUGCAGACACGCACCCAGGUGGCUCCCACGCACGGCCCGAUCGGGGUGCUGCCGCACCUGCUGGCCUUCUCCUCGGGUGAGCACGCCCCAGUGUGUGGCCGGCCCUUCCUGAAGAUUAUUGGAGGUUUUAACGCCGAGGAGGGGAAGUGGCCCUGGCAGGUGAGCGUGCGCAUCAGGGAGGAGCACGUGUGCGGAGGCUCUCUCAUCACCGCGCAGUGGGUGCUGACCGCCGCGCACUGCAUCAUAAGUCAUUUGCAGUACAGCGUGAAGAUGGGAGAUCGGCAUCUCAGUACACAAAAGACAAGUCUGGUGAUCCCCAUCCGGAACAUCAUUGUCCAUCCUAAGUUCAGAACAGCUGCAACGGUUAUAAAUGACAUUGCCCUUCUUCGCCUCCUCUACCCUGUGAAUUUUACCUCUACUAUCCACCCUAUCUGCGUCCCUUCUGAGCUUUUCCAUGUGCAAACUGGGACCAAGUGCUGGGUGACUGGGUGGGGCAAAACAAAACAAGAAGCGGACAUGAAUUCAACAGAGAUUCUACAGGAAGUGGACCAACAAAUCAUCCUUUACCAAGAAUGUAAUGAGAAGAUACAGACAGCCUUGUCAUCUAAAAGGGAUCUGGUCUUGAAAGGGAUGAUAUGUGGUGAUACCAAAAAAGGAAAGGAUUCUUGUCAGGGAGAUUCUGGGGGCCCUCUUGCCUGUGAAGUUAACAACACAUGGAUCCAGAUAGGUGUCGUGAGCUGGGGCUACAUGUGCGGUUGUGAUCUCCUACCUGCUAUUUACACAGAGGUUAUCUAUUUUAAGAAGUGGUUGAACCUCACUGUAAAUCAGGCUUCUCAUAUAUAUCACAUGGGAGUCUAUAUGCUACUCAUAUGUCUUCUGCUACCUGAGGCCAUCCUGGUGACCAUGUGA
This is a messenger RNA of Marmota flaviventris (yellow-bellied marmot), 1335 nucleotides long. The record is from RefSeq and is a predicted model, not a curated record. Lineage: Eukaryota; Metazoa; Chordata; Mammalia; Rodentia; Sciuridae.